AGCAGGACUCGAUGGAGUUCAUCGAGUACCUCCUGGACGGUCUCAAAGAAGACGUCAACAGGGUGAAGGGGCAGAAGCCGUUCGUGGAGACCAAGGAGGCUGAGGGCCGCCCCGAUGACGUCGUCGCCGCGGAGGCGCGGGAGAACUACCGGCAGCGGAACAACAGCCACAUCGACGACAUGUUCUUGGGCUUCUUCAAGUCCACGGGACAUCACCUGCCCGGAGCCGGGGUGCGGGCGCGUGUCCGUGACGUUCGACCCGUACCUCUCGGUGAAGUUGUCGCUGGUCAGCGCCUCGGAGGAGCGCACCGCGAGCUUCCACGUGCUCGCCGUGCCCAUGACGGGCUUCCCCAACUCCGCAUGGCACAAGGUCUCGGUCGCGAAGUUCGGCGACGCUCAGGAGAGAUCAUCCGGAACGCGGCCGCGUCGGCGAACCUGGACGCCAAGAAUUGCGUGCUCGCCGAGAUCAUCACGUUCGAGAAGAUCUACAAGUUCUUCGAGCCCUCCGACGCCGUGGACAAGAUUGGAAGCAGCGACGUGCUUGUGAUGUACGAGCUGGAGAAUGAGUUCCACAUCCCGUACGAGGAGCGCUGGGGCAGGCAAGACGACGCGCAGGCUGACGGGGCCAGCCAGGACGGCGAGAAGUGCAGCGUGGUGAUCCCAGCGGCAGAUGAAGGCUUCGCAGAGCUCCUGGAGCUCCUCGUCCUCCCCGGUGUUCGUGGGCAUCCCUCUGGCGACGUGCGUGAAGAAGCGGACCACCGGCGAGGCCCUGUCG
Prorocentrum cordatum is the source of this 774-nucleotide messenger RNA. Lineage: Eukaryota; Dinophyceae; Prorocentrales; Prorocentraceae. The record is from the annotation of a GenBank genome assembly.